AAAUACAAAUGUUUAUAGUCCCUAUUAAGCUACCAAUGGUGCACAUUUCUCCCCACUUAACAACAUAAGGCCAUAACUCUCUCUCUCUCUCUCUCCAAAGAAAAGAAACUAAGCUAUUCAAAACAUGUUGGCAAGAAGCAGAAGCACUACUCUUGUUCUUCCACUAGUAGUCACAUUAGUCCACCUCUCUCUCACCUUGCCUUCUCUCUCCUCCUCUUCGUCCACCGACGGAUUCGUCUUUGGUGGUUGCACCCAGCAGAAGUAUGCGUCGGACUCGCCCUAUGAGUCCAACAUCAACUCGCUCCUGACCUCCCUUGUCAACUCGGCUACCUACUCCUCCUACAACAACUUCACAGUGACAGGCUCCAGCUCCCACGACGUCGCGUAUGGCCUCUUCCAAUGCCGGGGCGACCUCGCCAUGCCCGACUGCGCCACUUGCGUCGCACGUGCCGUAAGCCAACUAGGCGGGUUGUGCUCAGAGACGUGCGGUGGUGCGAUUCAGCUCCAGGGUUGUUACGUCAAGUACGACAACGCCAGUUUUCUUGGGGUGGAGGAUAAGACGGUGGUUCUCAAGAAAUGUGGGCCCUCCGAAGGUUACGACGAAGAUGGGCUGGGCCGAAGAGAUGCUGUCCUCGCCUCCCUCGCGGGUUCUGGUGGGCCGUAUCGGGUCGGUGGAUCGGGUGAGGUACAAGGCGUGGCCCAAUGUGUAGGGGACUUGAGCUUCGGAGAGUGCCAGGAUUGUGUGUCUGAAGCCAUCGGACGGCUCAAAAACGACUGUGGUCAAGCAGUUUAUGGUGAUAUGUUCUUGGCCAAGUGUUACGCGAGGUAUUCCACCGCUGGGUCUCAUUUUUAUUCCAAGCCCCAUAAUGAUAAAUCAAGCAAUGAUGGUGAGAAGACAUUCGCAAUUAUCAUUGGAUUGUUAGCCGGAGUUGCCUUGAUCAUAAUCUUCCUUGCUUUCCUUCGAAAGAUCUGCGAAGGACAUGGUAAAUAAAUUAUUAAGUUAUUAUAUAGUUACAUGGCGAAGCCUUUAUGAAAACCCACGACGCUGAGCAAAGUGACUUGCUUUUUGGUGGCUUCCUUUUUCUCUUCAUUAUGUAACUUUCUUUUCUCUUUUUCCCCUUUAUUAUUUUGGAUUUUCUUUAAAAGUCGUUCCAAAAAAGAGAUGGGAAAGAUGGUAUGAUGGGGCACUUGCCUAAAACAUUGUUAAAAAAGAGGAUUAAGAUUCCAAACCUACUCUCCACUUAGCAUAAAGAAAUUCUCUAAUGUAAUAAAAAAAACCAUAUUCUUUUUGUAAAGGGCAGAUGAUAUGUUUUUCUUUGU
Molecule: messenger RNA, 1320 nt
Organism: Humulus lupulus (European hop)
Lineage: Eukaryota; Viridiplantae; Streptophyta; Magnoliopsida; Rosales; Cannabaceae
Product: plasmodesmata-located protein 7
Exons: 3
Coding region: 125-991 (288 amino acids)
Cellular component (GO): plasmodesma
Source: RefSeq, a predicted model, not a curated record